Molecule: messenger RNA, 1443 nt
Organism: Vigna unguiculata (cowpea)
Lineage: Eukaryota; Viridiplantae; Streptophyta; Magnoliopsida; Fabales; Fabaceae
Gene: SWC2
Product: DNA binding protein SWC2
Cellular component (GO): nucleus
Source: RefSeq, a predicted model, not a curated record
AAUAAAACCCAAUUUUUACUGUGGCUGAAGUUCUUGGUGGUGGUGGGCAUGGAAAAAUCAGGCGACGAUGUUGUCCUGCUGGAUCGUGCGUCCCGAGCCACUCGAGGCAAGAGGUUAACCAAACUCCUUGACGAUGAAAUCCAAGAAGAUGAAUUGUUCUGGAACCAGGAUGCUCUUAAAGAGGAAGAAGAGGACGAUAACUACCAAGAGGAACCUGAGAUCGCCGAUGAGUUUGACUCUGAUUUCGACGAAGAUGAGCCGGAGCCCGAGGAAGAAGAGCCUAACAAAUAUGACGCUGAUGACAGGUUUCUUCUCUCCAUUUUCUUGCCUCUUCCUUCCCUGUCUUUUCUGUCUCUGAUGGUACUUUUUGUGUUUGAAAGAAUGCAUAAAAAGAAGCGACUGGUAUUUCCUGGGAAGACUCUGGCUGUGAAGAAGAAAAAGAAGAAAACGUUAUCGAAAUUUGAAGGUUCUCCGAAGGAUGAGGAGCAUUCUGGUAAGGCUGCUGAGGAACAGCAGGAUGAGACUGGGGAGAGAAUGAUCAGGAAGUCCACUAGGACUUCUGUCAUCGUUCGCCAAGCUGAGAGAGAUGCCAUUCGUGCAGCUCUCCAAGCCACCAUCAAGCCGGUCAAAAGGAAAAAGGAAGGCGAGGAGAAGAGGAUGACACAAGAGGAGAUGCUUUUAGAAGCUGCUCAAACAGAGAUCAUGAACUUGCGCAAUUUGGAACGUGUUUUAGCUAGAGAGGAAGAGGUUAAGAGAAGGGCAAUUGUGCAUAAAAAUGUUUAUAAUGGUCCACAGAUACAAUAUAUUUCAAAAAAUGGAUGCUCCUAUUUAGAGUUCAUUAAAGGGUCAUCGUUCCACUCAGAGAUUUCCACAGGGCCUGUACAAUAUCCAGAACAACCUGUUUGCGCGAUUACUGGUUUGCCUGCCAAGUAUCGUGAUCCAAAGACUGGCCUGCCAUAUGCUACAAAAGAAGCUUUUAAAAUAAUUCGAGAACGCUUUCUGAAUGAAAGUGGUAACACCAGAAAGGAGAUGAGCAUGGGGGGCUUAUAUGAUUCUGUUUCUGGAUGUGGUUUUUCAAUGAAGCAAAAAAGGUCACCAAUGCCAGAUAGAAACGUGAAUCCAGAUGUUCGCUCCUUAGCUCGUUUUCGUAGAAUUCCUGUUUUUGAGGAUGAAGAUUCUGACUAGUUGCCUUGCUAAUUAAUAUUAAGAUCCAUGAUCAGGACCUCAGGUUGACAUAAUAUUAUUUUUUUUUCCCAAAUGGCACUCUUUGGGUUUUAAAUUUAUUCAUGUAGCAUAUUGUAUAGAAUACUUACAUCAAUAGCAUAGUUAUCUGUACACUGCCAGAGUUUGAUUUUUAGGAAGCCAAAUUCUGGCCAUUGUUUGUAUUUCCCCCUGGGAAACCAGUCCAAUUCAAUAUCUAGGAAACUGAAUUUUGAUCUGGCA